Messenger RNA from Trichoderma reesei QM6a, 1611 nucleotides. RefSeq lists its product as uncharacterized. The transcript has a single exon. Bases 1 to 1611 code for a protein of 536 amino acids. The record is from RefSeq and is a predicted model, not a curated record. Lineage: Eukaryota; Fungi; Ascomycota; Sordariomycetes; Hypocreales; Hypocreaceae.
AUGCUGGCCCUGCCUAGCCUCUUCGUACAAGCUCAAGCAGCUUCUUUCCGACCUCGUCACCGCCGCGAUAAUGGAACUGUCACCUAUCCGGGAGAGAAGAUAUCGUGGACACCAUGUGGCAGUGCCACUGGCCACCUGUUGGAAUGCAGUACCAUGAAGGUACCGAUGGAUCAGUUCGACCGCCAGAACUCUGGAAACAAGACAUUUGAUCUUUCCAUGAUCCGAAUCCGCGGCCACAACACCACGGCUUGCUCAAAGAACAUUCUUUACAACCCAGGGGGCCCCGGGGCGAGCGGCGUGGGCAGCUUCUACGGUCUGUCCUCUGAGCUGAUAUCCAUCGUUGGGGAGGAGUUCAACAUCAUUGCUUUUGACCCUCGAGGCAUUAACGGGUCUACGCCACUGGGCUCGUGUUAUGCUACGGACGCCAUACGAAAGAGCAUGAGCAAAGUCCCGCUGGAUAACCUGGUCACCGAUGCCCCUUUCAUGGGCGGCUGGGCCCCCAACUUUGCCAAAACGUGUGCCCAGACAUCCGGCGAGCACGGCAAGUACAUCAACACACCGCAGGUUGCCGCCGACAUGAACAGCAUCCUGGACGCCAUUGGCCAAGAGGACAUGUACUUUUGGGGCCAGAGCUACGGCACGCUCAUCGGCCAGACCUACGCCGGUCUCUUCCCCAACCGAACAGCACGCAUGGUGAUUGAUGGAGUCGUCGACCAGCUCGAGUGGUACAACAGCACCCUGCCGUGGAAGGACUACCAAGACGGCAAGAGGGUCUUCUGGGGCUUCUUUGACGAGUGCGUCAAGGCCGGCGUGGAGGCGUGCCCUCUGGCCGAGCUGUCGAAGAGCCCCGACGUGCUCAACGAGAUGGUGGAGAACUUUGGCACCAAGAUCAAGUACGACGAGAUGACCGUCUACGUUGACAAGACAAACUUUGGCACUGUCAACUACGCCUACCUGUGGUUCACCGUCAUCCUGCCUUCUCUCUACAAGAGCGUCAUCUGGCAGCCCCUCGCCAUCGCCCUGCUCGAUGCCAUGGUGGGCAACGCGACGAUGGCCUUUGAGGUGUGGGGAGGCUCGCAGUCGUACAGCAACACGGGCGUGACCCCCUGGGAGGCCAUUUACUUUUAUCGACUAAACGACGGGCUGUCGGGCAAGGACUUUUGGCCGCAGACCAACCAGGAGAUGAUCAAGACGCUCGAGCCCUUUUACGUCAUGAAUCCCUUCAUGUACGCGGCCAACUCGUUCUACUGGGCCAAGGCUCACUGGGUGAUUCCCAAGACGCACGGUUACGUCCCGAGGGAAGGGGUCAAGACCAAGCAUCCGCUGCUGGUCAUGUCCAACCAAUACGACCCCGUCUGCUCGCUGGAUUCCGCCAAGUCGGCGCUGACGGCUUUUGCGGAUUCGCGGAUGGUGACGCUGGAGGCUUACGGACACUGCACCUUUUACCAGAAUUCCGCAUGUGCAAACAGCUAUGUCAAGGAGUAUUUUGUCAGCGGCUCGCUGCCUGCACAGGAUGUGACUUGCAGGGUAGGGCCUGAGCAGUACUUUCCGCCACUCCAGACGGACGGAGCUGGAGUGUACAAGAGGGGGGAGACAUGGGGGCUUUUCUAA